UCGAAAUCGGAGCGGCGGCGAGCAGGAGCAGCCGAGCUCAACCACGCCGCCCCCAGGCCCCACACCCAGCCCCGCUCCCGCUUCCACCGUCGGCGACCUCGCCGGCGUCGGGACGCGGCCACCGAGGCCCCGCCCGCGGCCGCCUUCUCCCGGGCGUCAAGAGGUUAAUCCCCUGCGCCCCGAUUGUAACAAGGGGUUGGUUCCGUGAGGCUGGUGGGAGAUGGGGAUAGAGGAUUACCACGUGAUCGGGCUCGUCGGGGAGGGCUCCUUCGGGAAGGUCUACAAGGGGAGGCGCAAGUACACUCGCCAGACGGUGGCGAUGAAGUUUAUUUUGAAGCAUGGGAAGACCGAUAAGGAUUUACACAACCUUAGGCAGGAGAUUGAGAUUCUCAGGAAACUCAAACACGAGAACAUAAUUGAAAUGAUUGAUACUUUUGAGACCCCUCAGGAGUUUUGUGUUGUCACAGAGUUUGCUCAGGGUGAAUUGUUUGAGGUACUCGAGGAUGAUAGAUGCCUUCCUGAAGAACAAGUUCAGGCGAUUGCUAAGCAGCUGGUAAAAGCAUUGUAUUACUUGCAUUCCAAUCGUAUUAUCCAUCGGGAUAUGAAACCUCAGAACAUUCUUAUCGGGAAAGGAUCUGUUGUAAAGCUUUGUGACUUUGGGUUUGCUCGUGUCAUGUCAGCUAAUACUGUUGUAUUACGCUCCAUAAAAGGUACACCUUUAUAUAUGGCUCCUGAACUUGUGCGGGAACAACUAUAUAACCACACUGUGGAUUUAUGGUCCCUUGGGGUCAUCUUGUAUGAAAUGUUUGUUGGACAGCCCCCGUUUUAUACAAACUCAGUUUAUGCGCUUAUACGACACAUAGUCAAGGAUCCUGUGAAAUAUCCAGAUAAUAUGAGUGCAAACUUUAAGAGCUUUCUGAAGGGAUUACUAAACAAGGAGCCUCAAAGUAGAUUAACCUGGUCGGCAUUGUUGGAGCACCCAUUUGUCAAAGAUGAUUCAAUGGAAUCUGGAGCUGAUACCAGAACUGCACCUUUUGAAACUAAAUGUUCUGAGAAUAACUGUAAAGCUGAGGAGAUCCAAACUUCAAGGAUCCAAGCUUCUGCUGAUCCACAAAGUCAAAAUACUGUUAGCAAUACCGAGAAACUAAAAGAUAACAAAAACAUAGACCAUCAUGGCUCAUCUACUGGUACUGUUAUUGGAAGCAGUGCUCCCUCAGAGUUUACGGCUUUAGAUAAGCUGGAAAAAAAUUCACAAACAGUUACAGGCGCAAACAACAUUCUUGGAGAUGGAGAAGCACUGUUGAACAUUCUCAGCCCGAUCAGAAUUUGGUUGACUAAUCCUCAAAGCUCAUCCAGGGAACUGAACUUCGAUGGAGUAUAUCAGUCACUUCGAAUUGUUAAAAAUUUAAUCGAUACUGGGUCAUGCCACUCUUGUGCAGCAUCUGAUGGCAUCAUCUCUACAUUUCUUGAAUUUACUAGUCUCAUUAUCAGAAUUAAUCUUUCAGAUGCUUAUGGCCCUGCAGUUAAGUGCCUAGUGAUUGUACAAAAGCUACUUGGUACAAGUGAAGAUGUUUUUUUAAGUUCUUAUUACAGACACUGGUCCUCCCUGUAUAAACUUUAUUCUCAGAUCACUGUUUCUAGUGUUGAUCCAUCUGGAAGAGUAUAUCGUGAGUCAACUGCAUGCCUUGCCCUGAUGUUAUUUCGAGUUAUUUCUCGGCUGAAAGCAAGUAUGUCAUCUGAAGGCCCAAAGCAUGCUGAAGAAAGUCUCCUCAAGAUCAUUGAUCAUGCUAGGAGGUCGCUGUUGCUAGAACUCUUGUGCAAGUGUCUAAUUGCUUCAGGUUUAAGCAUAGUAUCAGGUUCUACUAACAUGGUACCUGCAGCAUGUGAGGCAUGCAAGGCUAUUUGGUAUCUAGCUCAUGCUGUUGACAUUAUGUCCAUUACUGCACACCAUUUCUCAUUUCCAUUAGCUAACUCAAGACAACAAGUUGAUUUAAAGCUGGAUGAUAAAUUGCAAGAGCAAGAUUCGAUGGCAGAUUCAAACGAUCUUAUAAAUAGAUUCUCGAAAUCAUUUCUAGGUUCUCAGCCAAUGCAGGUUGCAGUUUAUCACUGCUUGCAUAAUGGUCCAGAAUCGGCUAUUCAUGCCUCACUUCAGCUUAUUUCAAGGGCUUGUCUGCUGAAUGCGCCUUUCUGUGCUAUAAUUUGUUGUCCAUUGAAUCCACCAUCUGAUAUUAAUGAAGCAGAAUAUGGUGGAGACGGCACAAUAAUAUCUGAUAUGUUUUCUUUGUUAUCACUGUGUGGAUCAUAUUUAAAUAAGGAAUCCAAGGAGAACAUCAAUAAGAAAAGCAAACUAUCCAACCCUCAUGCUCUAGUAGUUCACUGCUGCCUUGCAUUAGCAGCAAUAGCAGCAAGUCUGAAGUUAGAGGGGAAAUCUUCAGCUUCAAUUAUCCUAACGAGCUCCCAGAAGAAACAGCGAUCUAGGCUUUCAGUUCUUGCACACCUUUCUUCAGUUGACGAUACAGUUAAAAUUUCCCUGCAGCCACAUUGUGCAUCUGCAAUGCUUGCAUUGUCAUCACUUAUCUCGCUUGAAAAUGGAGCGCAAACCAGAUCUUCUGUUUGUGAAACAGCUCUUGCUUUGUUUCCUCGUAUGGCAACACUUCACACACUACUGAAACUUUGGUUAUCUGAUGGAAGUGAGGCACUCUGUAGAUAUAAUGCUGGCCUGCUGAAUCUGUAUGGCCUCCGUGAUGGAAGUAUUGGGCUGUUGGAGACAAGAUUGAAAUGGGGUGGGCCAUUGGCCAUUGAGCAAGCUUGUUCAGUUGGCAUUCCACGGCUUCUAAUUCUACUGCUUACUGAUGGAAACUCAAAAGAGACCUCUGAAGUGAAAGAGAGUCCAGUACACCGCAGUGGAUUGUCACCAUUGGGAGUUGUAUGGACCCUUUCUGCUUUAUCUCAUUGCCUUCCUGGUGGAAUUUUCCGUGAAGUUUUGUACAGCAGGGAACAGUUAAAGCUUUUAACUGACUUGUUAUCUGAUAUACACCUCAAGGCAUUGGUAGCUUGGACAGGUCUUGGUGGUGGAAAGAGGGGAGUUCGGGAACUGAUAAACUCUGUGGUUGAUAUUUUGGCAUUUCCAUUUGUUGCAGUGGAGAGUUCUCCAAAUGUACCCUCAACAUCUGCAUCCAUCAAUAGUGGCUUCCUUCUCAACGUUGCAUCUCCUGGUAGAAGAAUUGGUACUGAGAAUAAGGAAAUGCUAAAAAUUAUCGAGCAUAACAUGCCUCAAUACAUUCAAGUUCUGUUAGAGGUUGGUGUUCCUGGUUCCAUACUUCAGAGUCUUGACUAUGUCGACGUGGAAGAUCUAGCAAGACCCUUGGCCAUUGUAGCCAAAAUGGUGCGCUACCGUCCUCUAGCCUUGCAGCUUCUUAAAGAAGGUCUUCUAAAUCCAAGUAGAGUAGCAGCAUUACUUGAGACUCCUACUACUGCAAAGGACACUUUGCUUGACUUCCUCAUGAUAAUUUCUGACCUUGCUCGGAUGUCGAAGGACUUUUAUGAACCCAUUAAUAAAGCUGGCCUUGUUGGAUUUUUGAAGAAGUUUUUAUCAAAUGAAGACCCUGAUAUAAGAGGAAAAGCCUGCAGUGCCAUUGGCAACAUGUGUCGUCACAACUCCUACUUCUAUAGUUCACUUGCAGCAAACAAGGUAAUUCACCUCCUGGUUGACAGAUGUUCUGAUCCUGACAAGCGCACUCGGAAGUUUGCAUGUUUUGCUGUCGGCAAUGCUGCAUAUCAUAAUGGCACUCUAUAUGAAGAACUCAGACGUUCCAUACCUCAACUCACGAAGCUACUUCUUGCUCCUGAGGAGGAUAAAACCAAAGGCAACGCUGCAGGGGCGCUCAGUAAUCUAGUGAGGAACUCUGAUCUACUCUGCCAAGACAUUGUCUCCCAAGGCGCAAUUCAGGCCCUGUUGAAGAUGGUCACUAGUUACUCUACAGUUGCCCUGAGCCCCCCCAACAGAGAUGUUCUUACUGAAUCGCCUCUACGGAUUGUGCUUUUUGCCCUGCGCAAGAUGUGUGACCACGCCAUCUGCCGGAGCUUCAUCCGAUCUUCGGAGCUCCUCCCGGUCAUCGCUCACCUCCGGCUGUCACCUGACCGGACGAUCUCCGAGUACGCUUCUGACAUCGGGACUAAGGUGCACCGAAGUUGAAGUUUCUCCGGGCAGGUGCAGUGCAGGUGUUCAUUUUUUUGUACACAGGGUAUGAUGUUCUUUAAUAUAUAAGGAUAGUGGUGCAGUAUAUGUUAUCUGUUUCUCACGGAUCAACCACCGAAUAUGUAUAUGUAUGUACAUAUGGCGCACAAAGAUUAUCCUUAAAUCUCUUGGUUACAUGAACGCUGCACACUUGCCAACCACGUGCGGAUGAUUGCACGUAGAACACUCCUCUGGACUGGUCCAAUUGGCUUGUUA
Messenger RNA from Panicum virgatum (switchgrass), 4453 nucleotides. Its product is annotated as serine/threonine-protein kinase TIO-like. The transcript has 23 exons. Bases 221 to 4195 code for a protein of 1324 amino acids. Gene Ontology annotation, molecular function: protein kinase activity; ATP binding; protein binding. NCBI's taxonomy places the organism in Eukaryota, Viridiplantae, Streptophyta, Magnoliopsida, Poales, Poaceae. Gene Ontology annotation, biological process: protein phosphorylation. Gene Ontology annotation, cellular component: cytoplasm. The record is from RefSeq and is a predicted model, not a curated record.